Rotaria sp. Silwood1 is the source of this 603-nucleotide messenger RNA. NCBI's taxonomy places the organism in Eukaryota, Metazoa, Rotifera, Eurotatoria, Philodinida, Philodinidae. The record is from the annotation of a GenBank genome assembly.
AUGAAUAAUCCAUUAACAGGUAUACUCAAAACAUCAUAUUCAAAAUUUAAUAGUAAUAUACGUAUUUUAUGUUCUGUAUGUUUAUGUUAUCGUUCGUAUGUAUUAUUUUCUACAAAUUAUUGUUGUUCAUCAUUAAAAAAACAUGUUCAACGUCAAGUGUGUGAUUCAUGUGUUCAUCAACAUAUUCUAUCAAAACUUUAUUCAUGUUUAGCUAGUUGUAUAAUAUGUCCAGAAUUCAAUUGUUCUCUUUAUUUAUCUUCAUCAGCUAUAUGUGAUAUACUUUUAAAAUAUGAAAGUAAUGAAUUAUUAAAUGAUUAUUUAUGUGAACAGCAAUGGCAAGGAAAAAGUGAUGAAUGGAUAAAAAGAUAUACUUUACGUUGUCCUGGAUGUUAUGUACCUAUUGAAAAAACUGGAGGUUGUGAUGAAAUGAUUUGUAUUCGAUGUCAAACACAUUUUUAUUGGUCUAAAGUGAAAAGAAAUAUGUCAGAAAAUAAAAAACAAAGAUUAAAAUCAUUUUCUGUUAUUCAUCCAUCUAUUGUUGUUAUUAUAUUCGUGAUCUUUCUUGUUUUUCUUAUCGUAGCAACUGUUAUCUAUUAUAAAUAA